AGUAGGCGCGAGCUGCAGUUCCCGUGUACUGCCCUCCUGGGCACCACGCUGCCGCUGCCAGGCACUGCCCCGGGUGGCGUGCAGUCCACGGUCUGAGUUGGCGGCUUCCCCUCGAGACAUGGCGGCGAAAGUGGACCUCAAGACCUCCAGCGAUUGGAAGGAGGCAAAAGCUUUUCUGAACUAUCUGAGCGACCAGCAGAGGGAGGAGCAUUUUUUCUGUCAAGACUUCAUCACCUUGAAGAAAAUACCAACCUGGAAGGACUCAGAGGUAAACGAGGCUACAGACGAGGUGGUGAAAUCCAGGUACCAGGUGGACAAUGUCCUGAAUGAGAAGAUCUCCCUCUUCCGGGGAGACAUCACCAAGCUCCAGGUGGACGCCAUCGUGAACGCGGCCAACAGUUCCCUGAUGGGAGGUGGCAGCGUGGACGGCUGCAUCCACCUGGCGGCGGGGCAUCUGCUCAAGGAGGAGUGCCGGACCCUGCACCGCUGUGAGACUGGCAAAGCCAAGAUCACCGGGGGCUACCACCUGCCAGCUAAAUAUGUCAUUCACACCGUGGGCCCCGUGGUGCAGGGAGACCCGAACCCCAGCCAAGUGCAGGAGCUUCGCAGCUGCUACCUUAACAGCCUGCAGCUGGUGCUCGACAACAGCCUGAGGUCGGUGGCCUUCCCUUGCAUCUCCACCGGCGUCUUCGGGUAUCCCAGUGAGCCGGCGGCCGAGAUCGUUGUGGGCACUUUCCGAGAGUGGCUGGAGAAGCACAAGAAUAAAGUGGAUCGCUUGGUGAUCUGUGUAUUCCUGGAGAAGGAUGAGAAGAUAUACCGCAAGCUGUUGCCUUAUUACUUCCCUGUGGCCUGAUGCUGUUUCUCCUCACCCCCCGAGUCCUAUCUCCAGGGGAAGGUUUCAACAUCACUAUGAGGACGUUCCUGUUCAUCCUAUCCAAGUUGCCCUUAUCCUCACCUGAGACCAUCAGUUGUUUUUUCCAUCUGACCCUCCUUCAGGAAUGAGGCUUUCACACCGCUAUUCAAUAAAGGGUUCUGCUCAUAAAAAAAAAGUAAAUAAAAUGAGGGUAAUCAUA
Messenger RNA from Antechinus flavipes (yellow-footed antechinus), 1073 nucleotides. RefSeq names its product ADP-ribose glycohydrolase MACROD1-like. Gene Ontology annotation, biological process: DNA damage response; peptidyl-glutamate ADP-deribosylation; purine nucleoside metabolic process. Gene Ontology annotation, cellular component: nucleoplasm. The record is from RefSeq and is a predicted model, not a curated record. Gene Ontology annotation, molecular function: ADP-ribosylglutamate-[protein] hydrolase activity. NCBI's taxonomy places the organism in Eukaryota, Metazoa, Chordata, Mammalia, Dasyuromorphia, Dasyuridae. The transcript has a single exon. Bases 119 to 853 code for a protein of 244 amino acids.